AUGGCGACGCGUCCUCCAUCAGAGCCCUUACCAGAACCGAAAAUGGCAUUGCCUCAAGGGAUGAAAGAGAAUUACACCAUGCGCAACCUCGACCCCACAACCAGUCCAGGCCGCUCUAUGAGCCAUGGGAGCAGUCCCCGGCAGCAAACUCGCUCUGUCACUUACAUCAGAUCAUCUGCACGAAAGAGACAGAGACGAUAUAGCUCCGGCGGUUCAUCCGCUGAACAAUCUCGCAAGCCCCUGGCCCCGGCCUCGGCCCACGGAUGGGUGAUUGAGCAUCACCAGGGCAAUCUCAUCGCCAAGCACCGCAAGAACCCGUCAGGCCUCAGCGGUGCCCUAAGCGCCGCAGCUAAACGGCGUUUCAGGGGAACGAAACCACCAUCAGCGCCCAGUCUAGCCAGAGGCACUCAGCCGGACGAUAACGUCCCCGUAUCGUCAGAGACCCCGGCCGCCGAAGUGGAAGCGAGAACGGCAGCAGGACAAGAAGAGCGCCUUGAAGUCAGCUUCGCCGAGCUGCAGCGGAUGCGCCUGCGGAAACUGCAGUCUGUGCUCGUGAGGGAUGUCGCCGACAUGUAUCUGGGCCAGGUCGAGCCCGACGGGUGGGAAACCUCUCUGCAGCACGAAUUGAUGCUCAUCUACUUACUACCUCUCGCAGUCCAAGCCUACCGCGACUACGAGUACAUGACGCAAGCGUUAUCAACAGGGACGGAAGACCCCUUCAUCGCACACACAGAAGACGAAACGGUCCUCUGGAUGCUCGAGUCCAUCCACCGCGAGAACGAGAGGAACUGGCCUCGCGAAACAAAGAUAUCACGCGACGACUGGGCCGCGAUCUGCCGGACGCAAGACGCGCGUUUCCAAGAGCCCUCUGCAGGUGGCACAGGCGCGCCGCCAAUUGGGGGCACACGGCGAGCAAAGCUUCGCGCGUCGCGGCUACGGAGUACCUGGGGGCGGAUCUUGACGGCGGUUGUCGGUGGACUGUUUCUGAUCGGACCCAUGUGGCUCAUGGUGCUGCAUAAUACGCGGUAUACGGCGCUUGUGUCGACGUCUGUUUGCGUGUUUGGUUUUGGGGUGCUUAUGGCGAAUGCGUUGGAGAAGCCCAUGGACGUGCUGUCGAGUACGGCGGCAUAUGCGGCGGUUUUGGUGGUUUUUGUGGGGACGAAUACGCAGUCGGAUGCAUAG
Molecule: messenger RNA, 1182 nt
Organism: Aspergillus mulundensis
Lineage: Eukaryota; Fungi; Ascomycota; Eurotiomycetes; Eurotiales; Aspergillaceae
Exons: 2
Coding region: 1-1182 (393 amino acids)
Source: RefSeq, a predicted model, not a curated record